Messenger RNA from Pygocentrus nattereri (red-bellied piranha), 2493 nucleotides. RefSeq lists its product as uncharacterized. The record is from RefSeq and is a predicted model, not a curated record. Bases 1721 to 2215 code for a protein of 164 amino acids. NCBI's taxonomy places the organism in Eukaryota, Metazoa, Chordata, Actinopteri, Characiformes, Serrasalmidae. The transcript has 5 exons.
ACACACACACACACACACACACACACACUUUACCUCUGACACGAACCAAAAACACUGCCGCAAAAAUGAAGUUCCUCACAAAGCCCGAGUGACCACUGCGGACCGUUACAGCGUCCAGAGAAACCCGCUGCCCACGGGCUCGUCGGAAAUGUCCCGUUAAACGCCGAACAAGACGAAUUAACCGGACACGCAAAGCUGACCGAGACGCUGGUCAGCGCCACGACGCGGUAAACAAUCCCGGGGCUAACGCUAACAGCUAGCUGCUAGCCUAAGCCAGGCUUCAGGAGCCCCGCCCGCCCGCAGGAACCGGUGAAGAUCAGAAUCGCCUCAAUACUCACCGGCCGCAGGAAAGGGGUUCGGGAGUGACCCCCCCAGACCCCCAGCGGCGCUAGUAUAUCUGAUCAACUCAUCAUCUCUACCCCCAGUUUCUACUGCGGGCGCCCCGAGACUUUGGGCCGACAGACGCUCACCGCCACGCGGGCUAACGAGCGGCGCCUCAUCACCUCCGAGUCGGAGCGGGACGGGACCCCGACCGGAUCAAAUAAGAUCACGGUGUAGGAUUUUAAACACACACUCUCUCUCUCUCUCUCUCUCUCUCUCACAACACACAGCUUCAUUCAAACAGACAAACACCCGCUCUCUCACCUCAGCACGCGCUCACACACACACACACACACGCGUUCAAACUGCGUCCCAUCCGGGAGGGCGUCGCUUUAUACCGCUCAGGACUCAGAAACCACCAGAGAAAACCACAUCGCCCCCGUGUGGUCAUUGUCGAGCACGUACAACAGGCGACUGGCGCAAAGUGGAGGUUUAGGCUCCCAGUCAGUGGAGCAAGUUCCGUGUUUAACACAGCGAGGCGUGAAUAUUAAGGCCUGAGGGUUUUAUUACACGACAACAGAGAGAAUUUAAAGAGCUCUACAGGCUCUGUAAUACAAGCGGUCCGCUCGACUCCAGACAUUUUGGGGUCGAGUCUGAUUCCGAGUCCAAAUGAAUGGAGUCGAUUCCAGGAGUCUAUUACGUGCGCACGUUUCAGCGUAGGGAAGAGUUAAGAUCAUAAACCAAUCCGAUUGUUGAUGGAGUGAAAGGCAGAUUCUGACAAGUAAAUGUGACUCCACAUUAGCUGAUGUCCCAAAUGCCUGGAACCAGAGAAUCGAAUCUUUUUUUGGAAUCGACACCCAGCACUGGCUCACUUCAAUUCCACAUUUUGGAAAAUACGUGAAGCUUAAUUUUGGCAGUUAUCUUAAAUGACCUUUUUCUCACAACUGUUGUCUUGUUAAUAGCCUAUGUGCUAUCAGCCUGUGAAGGACUGUUUUUAACAGCCAUUUCAAAGACCUAAAUUGAAUCAAACUAUGUUCCUUUUUGUCCUUCACAAUUGCUACCUGAACACAGCCAUUUAUCUAUUUUGUCUGACUGUAAAUAUGUUUUUUAUGCUCUAAGUACAACAUCCUGUGUCAUGCCAUGUAAUCUUCACGGUCAGAGCCAAAACUGUGGCCUCCUACACUCGUCUUUGGUGUGACAUCUCUUAAAAGAGCAGGAGCAGGAGUUGAGUAUCUUCAGUGUUGUAUCACUUCAGUUAAAAGCAGCAUUGAUGUCUAUAGCAAUUAGCUAAUCUACCAUCCUGUGCGCCUGGGAUUGCAGAGCAAGUUAAUCCUGAAUGGUGUAAUGGGAUUGUAGAGGAUGUCUGCAAUCAUUGUUGAUAGUCACUAAGGACAUCUCAAUGUCUGCACCCACACCACCCAAUACAAUGCUGGAUACAGCAAUGAAGCAAACUGCUACAUGUGUGGAGCGACCUGGCUUUAGACAUCAUAAAAAAGAGAACUAUGUGUGCCAAGCAUCUCUGUCUCGACAGAGCACAGAGGGCAGUGAGGAGGUCACUCAGCUUCGCAAGCUAAACGGCUCUCCCAUCGAGUGUCCAAGCCACCAGAACCUCCACAAAGAACUGCUGCUUAGCCAUAAGAGGGGUCUGUUGUUGGAGGAGAAGCCGGAGCUGCAGAGGGUUUUGGAGCAGCGUAGGUUGGAGCAGCACCGUGAGCAGGAGCUCGCCCUCCGACCUCCCUCCGACCUGGAGCAGGAGCUUCGCAAGAGACAGCAGAGACUGCUAGAGUAUGAAAUGGAGGAGAUGAAACGCCGAGAAGGUCAAGAAAACGUCCCCGAGUUUGUGCGGGUCAAGGAAAAGCUGCGGCACAUAGAAGUACCAGAGCAAAAUGGCUGAAACUUUCGCUGGACAUUUCUUUUGAUCUGCGUAAAACCAAUCCAUUAAACUAAUUGCUGUGAUAAAUAUACAAAUGGUGUGUAGAGCUAAUAUAGAAAUAGUCUAAGAACGCGUCUUAUAUUAACUGUUUAGAUCGUAAUAACGGACCUGUUGCUCACACAAUUCAGUAGUUUUACUAAUUCCAAAAAGUAUUAGCAUCAUGUGUACCUAUAAAUGUAACGUAGCACUUUCUCUAUUUUUUUUUUACUUUACAUAAAACAAAAUGUUUUAACAUCAAA